Messenger RNA from Orycteropus afer afer, 447 nucleotides. Lineage: Eukaryota; Metazoa; Chordata; Mammalia; Tubulidentata; Orycteropodidae. The record is from RefSeq and is a predicted model, not a curated record.
AUGUCAGGACGCGGAAAGCAGGGAGGUAAGGCACGCGCCAAGGCCAAGUCGCGCUCGUCCCGCGCUGGCCUUCAGUUCCCGGUGGGUCGAGUCCACCGCCUGCUCCGCAAAGGCAACUAUGCUGAGCGUGUGGGGGCCGGCGCACCAGUGUACCUGGCGGCGGUGCUCGAGUACCUGACGGCGGAAAUCCUGGAGCUGGCAGGCAACGCAGCACGAGACAACAAGAAGACGCGCAUCAUUCCUCGCCAUUUGCAGCUGGCGGUGAGAAAUGACGAAGAGCUCAACAAGUUACUGGGGGGUGUCACCAUCGCCCAGGGCGGCGUCUUGCCAAAUAUCCAGGCUGUCUUGUUGCCUAAGAAAACGGAGAGUCACAAACCUGGCAAAAAUAAAUAAAAGCCUCGGUACUUACUGUCUAUACCCCUUUUUAACCCUAAAGGCUCUUUUAAG